Numida meleagris (helmeted guineafowl) is the source of this 2152-nucleotide messenger RNA. RefSeq names its product GINS complex subunit 3 (gene GINS3). The coding region runs from base 12 to 716 and encodes 234 amino acids. The transcript is spliced from 3 exons. The record is from RefSeq and is a predicted model, not a curated record. NCBI's taxonomy places the organism in Eukaryota, Metazoa, Chordata, Aves, Galliformes, Numididae. Gene Ontology annotation, cellular component: GINS complex. Gene Ontology annotation, biological process: mitotic DNA replication initiation.
UCCUUGCGCGCAUGCGCGGCGCUGCCUGCUGGCGGCUGAGCGGGAGGCGCUGCGCGCCGCCCUUCCUGAGCAUGGCGGAGGCAUAUUUCCCCGUAGGCCCCGGGUUGGGCCCCGAGGAGAACUUCUUAUCGCUGGACGACAUCCUCAUGUCGCAGGAGAAGCUGCCUGGCCGCGCCGAGAGCAGCCUGCCCCGCCUGGCCUUCGCGCUGGGCCAAGGGACCGGCGCCGGCUCGGGAGACUCCAUCCCUGAGGGCUCAAAGCUGGAGAUCCCGAUGUGGCUGGCCAAGGGGCUGCAUGACAGCAAGAGGAGGCUGAUCUCUGUGGAGCUGCCCAAGAUCUACAAGGAGGCCUGGAGGACGGUGUUCAGUGCUGAUGCCAAUGUGGUUGAUUUGCAUAAAAUGGGACCAUACUACUAUGGAUUCGGUUCGCAGCUCCUGAACUUUGACAACCCAGAGAACCCUGAGAUAGCUCAGACUAUCCUGCAGACAUUUAUUAGCCGUUUCCGUCGUAUCAUGGACUCCUCUCAGAAUGCCUACAAUGAAGACACGUCAAGUCUAGUGGCUCGGCUGGAUGAGUUAGAGCGAGCCUUAUUUCAAGCUGGCCAGAAGGGGCUGAAUGACUUCCAGUGCUGGGAAAAGGGACAGGCUUCACAAAUCACAGUUUCCAGUCUGGUCCAGAAUUACGGGAAAAGAAAAUUUACAGAAAUGGAUGGUUAAAAGCCUGAAGAACAGGUAGCUGCAGCGGGGGACACAGAGAUUAAUAGUCACAGGACAGAAAGAUGAAUCAGCUUUGGGAAAAGACAGACUCCCUGCCCAUUAAUGGGAGUUCUUCUCUCUGACAUCUUUGGAUUAGUCUUGUGCAAAUUUUAAAGGCAGAUGGCAAGUAUAUAAAAAAUAGAUUGCAUCCCAUUGCUGAAUAGCCUUACAGCUUACUCACACCACUCCUGAAGAUGUGUGGUUACAGUGCUUGCUAAGUGACUGAAAGGAUAUGAGAAGAUUUUCUAAAAGGGUAAUUGAUAUUUAUCAUUCUUAAUCUUCCAAAUUGAUAUUUACAGUACCUGAUCUGUUUGGAAAAAGAGUUUAAUUGUUUGUAGUCCAUCCUUCCCAUACCAGCCUCUUGGGAACAUCUAUUUCCAGCUUUUCCAUUCUUUGGAGAGCCCCAGUGAUGUGGGAAAAAAAAAAAAUGCUACAAACCACACUGAGCUUUUCCCCUUCCUUGUGCAUUUAAGUAUAGCAGAUGCUCUCCAUGAGGCAGGGAUCCUUUUCCUUGCUGGUUUUUGCAUGCAGUGUUAGUAGCUCAGAGAAGAAUACUUCUCCACCUGUGCAGCAAGGGAAGUGGCUGCACAGGUCUGAGGAGCUGCCUGGUCUUCUCUUUCCCUUCAGGCCCUUGUAGGAUCAGUGCCAUGAGUGGCAGAGGAUGUUCCCAUCUGCUGUGAGUGCCUUUUGUGGCAGAUGUGUCUUUGCAGUGGAUGUUGAGCUCUUCCACUCAUUUUACAGGGGCAACGAAAGUUAGUCUGGGCUGGAUUAAAAGCAGAUGCUUUAAUGGAAAUCAUCCUCCAUUAUCAACCUCUGCAUCACCUUUUUUCCCCCAUGAGAAAGACUUCUGCUUGCUAUGUUCAAUUACUAGUGGAGGGACAGAGCAAAUGAAAUGAGUUUCCUUCCUUCUGAUUCAUCUGUAAAAUGAUCCUAGUAAAUGUCAUCACUGCCAGUAGGAGCUACUGAAGCUGGUUCUUGUUAAACUGCCCAGUGGUUAUCAUGCUGCAUGCAUGUCCUUCCUGCUCUGGGAGUCUCUAGGAGACAACAGCAGUUCUGACAUAAGACCUUCACGAUUUGAUGCACCAAUUUUUGUAGGAGUCAUUUCUGGCUUUGCAGCUGCAUCUGGACAUCAGAUUCUUCUGACUGGAGACUUGCAGUGCAAAUGGUGCAUGGUCAUUCCUUGGGCCAAGGAGCUCUGCCCUGCAGGUUGUGAGAGGGGGCAGGGUGCUGGCUUCAGCACCUGCUGGGGAGACAAACUGGAAAUUGUGCCUUACAAAGUGUUUUGAGUAUGUACAGGAUCAAAUGCCACUGCACAUAGUAGCCUAGGCAUUUUCUUGUAACAUUUGUGUAUUUUCUAUUUCUGGAUUUUUAUACUGAAUAAAUAUUUUUAAGGGGAA